Miscanthus lutarioriparius is the source of this 423-nucleotide messenger RNA. NCBI's taxonomy places the organism in Eukaryota, Viridiplantae, Streptophyta, Magnoliopsida, Poales, Poaceae. The record is from the annotation of a GenBank genome assembly.
AUGUCCACCGGCAACAGCAGCCUCGCCCCAGGUCCAAGGAUGGACAAGGAUGGCGUUAAUACCGGAAAAAUGUUCGUCGAAACCAUGAAUAAAAUAUUGUCCAAGCACCAACGCGACAAGCCGGACGAAAGUAAAGCGAAAAGAAAGAAACCUGAUGCAGGGCCUGGUGUCAUUAUCUUGAGUGCAACAUAUAUUGUUGCCAUUGAAAUUGGGGAAGGAAAGGACAAACGUCGACACAUUGUGCAGCUGGUUAAUGGCAAAGAAUACCCUGAUGCUUUGAAGGACGAUGCAGUCUCCCUUAAUUUCUUUACCGAGCCUCCAGCAAAGCUCCCCGACAAAAAGCAGAUGGAAGAAACAAUUGAAAAGCUGAGUACCCACCUCAAGGGCGUAAAGCGGCAGUUGGAAGAGGCUGCUGCGGCUUAG